UAGAAAUGCGCAAUAUUUAGCUACGUAAAAUCCAGCUCUACGGCAGUGGUGGUGGAGGAACAAGUGCUAGAAAGAUUCUGCUCCUGAGAAAGCUUGAAAGAAGGAGAUGGGGUUUUUCACACUUUUAGAGGUGGCUUCUAUGCCUGUAAUUCAGAUGCUCUUAGUCGGUACAUUGGGAGCUUUCAUGGCAACAGAUUACCUUAAACUUCUUUCUACUGAUACUAGGAAGUCAUUGAACAAGAUUGUUUUCGUUGUUUUUACUCCAGCACUUAUGUUUGCGAGUUUGUCCAAGACUGUCACAUGGGAAGACCUCAUGGCAUGGUGGUUUAUGCUGGUGAAUAUUGGUUUGACCUUCUUAUUUGGAGGAUUACUUGGAUGGAUUGCAGUAAAAAUACUAAAGCCAGAGCCACAUUUAGAAGGGUUGAUUAUCGCAUGUUGCGCAUCAGGAAAUUUGGGGAAUCUUUUGUUGAUAAUAGUACCAGCAGUUUGUAAAGAAGAUGGUAGCCCUUUUGGUAGUGAUCAUCAAGCAUGUGGUUCCAUUGGUCUUUCAUAUGCAUCACUCUCCAUGGCACUUGGAGGUUUCUACAUUUGGACUUAUGCAUAUCAAUUGAUAAAAAGUUCAGCAGUUAAGUAUAAAGCUGGUCUUCAAACAAAUCAUGAUGAAGAUAUAACAGCAAAGACACCAAACAAGGACUUAGAAUCUGAUAGCAAGACUCUUCUUUUGGAUGGAGGAGAAUCUGAUUCUCUAAUUUUAUCUUAUCCUUUGGAGCAAGUGGAUUCAAACAAACCAUCAAUGUUGAAAAAUGUAGUUGAAAUGCUCCAUCAAAUAUUGGAGGAGCUUAUGUCACCACCAACCAUAGCUGCAAUAAUUGGCUUCACUUUUGGAGCCAUCCCAUGGCUAAAAGAACUUCUAAUUGGGGACAAGGCUCCUUUACGAGUGAUCCAAGAUUCGGUGAAGCUCUUAGGAGAUGGUACGAUUCCUUGCAUCACCCUCAUACUCGGGGGCAACCUAGUUCAAGGGUUACGGAGCUCUAGUCUGAGACCAUCGACAACAAUUGCGGUUAUAUUCAUAAAGUACGUGUGUCUUCCUAUAAUUGGGAUGGGUGUAGUGAAAACAGCUGGAGGGCUUGGCUUACUUUCAGACGAUCCUUUAUAUCACUACAUUCUCAUGAUUCAGUUUGCUCUUCCUCCUGCAAUGAAUAUAAGUACGAUGACACAGCUGUUCGAUGUUGCACAAGAGGAAUGUUCAGUGCUCUUCCUGUGGACUUAUCUCGUAGCUUGCGUUUCCCUCACUGUUUGGUCUACUGUUUUCAUGUGGAUAUUGUCCUGAACUAGGGCUACUGUCUUUUAUCAAUAGUGUGCUUUAUAAUAAUUAUAUAUGGAAUCCAAAAACAUGUGUAGGAAAAAGAUAUAUGUUUUAAUCCAAAAACAAAGGAACAUGUGAUUUCCA
Messenger RNA from Impatiens glandulifera, 1450 nucleotides. Its product is annotated as protein PIN-LIKES 7-like. Lineage: Eukaryota; Viridiplantae; Streptophyta; Magnoliopsida; Ericales; Balsaminaceae. The record is from RefSeq and is a predicted model, not a curated record. The transcript has 10 exons. Gene Ontology annotation, cellular component: membrane. Bases 107 to 1330 code for a protein of 407 amino acids. Gene Ontology annotation, biological process: endoplasmic reticulum to cytosol auxin transport.